Molecule: messenger RNA, 5198 nt
Organism: Phyllotreta striolata
Lineage: Eukaryota; Metazoa; Arthropoda; Insecta; Coleoptera; Chrysomelidae
Source: the annotation of a GenBank genome assembly
UGUUGCCAAAUUUAUUAACAACCCUCAGGUGAUCAGCUGUCAAUUAUCACGAACUGUCAUUUGUGCAAUUUAAGCGUAAUUAAUAAAAGAUUUUUAGUUCUAAAUACAUUGACCAAUAAAUAAUUAAUAACAUAAUUUACGUUUUGAAACGUCGAGGACCAGAGUAAGGAACAUAUUGUUUGAAUAAAAUCGAUAUUUUACACUAAUUAACUAUGGAAAUGGAGAUAAUAAUCACCAUAUUGAUUUGCUUGCUUUUGAUAGUAGGAUUUUUCAUGCGCGGUUGGUGUUGCAAAACAUCAGAAGAUAAUUCUGUCUGUGUGAAACCGAGAAGGAGCAGUAGAACUCCUUCUAUUAGGAGGUCCAGUCAAAAAAGUUACAGUUACAGAAAUCGUUCGGGGCUGAAUCCCUAUUUGAUGUAUGUUUUUGGAUUUGGAUGUUACGAAUGACUGUUGAACACAAUGGUAGUCAUGUCAGUUACGAUUAUUACGAAGAACUUCUUCGUACGAGGCCAUAUUCGAGAAAACUAGAAGAAGGUACGAAAACCGGCAACGUCGGAAUGUUUUUUGCUAGUUAGACCCAACAGAGUGACAAUGACUUAUGACAGGUAAAACAAGCAAUCAGAAGAAGCGAACCGAACCCAAGAGAAGAGUAGUAGAUUGUUAUUUUCAUUUAUUUUAGUUUAGUUAGUAUAACAACAACAUCAUGGAUAUCUUCAUGCCUUUAGCUUUGUGUGUUAUUUUUAUAAUUUUGUUUACAAUAUGCGGUUGGUGUUGUAAGAAAAAGCAAGAAGGAACAGUAACGGGAUGUAAGUAUUAUAUUCCUUAUACUAUUGUUUUAUUGCCAGUAGUUAAGUUAGUAAUUACAUGUUCCUUAAGUAGAUUGCAGACAAACCUUAAUGCAAAUUUCUAUAUUAUUUAAUUACAUUUUAAUCGCCAGUUUGUUUUUGCAUGCCUAAAUCCCUAAAGCUAAUUACUGAUAAGUUUCUGUUUGCCUAAUUUGCUAAUGUUUGGAUAAAGAUCGUUUAUUACUGGGAAUUAAUUCUAUUAUUAAUGAAAAGGAAUGCUCACUUUACAACGUCACUUUACAAUUUGUUGUUAAGGUGAUGUUUGACAGCAAACAGUUGACAGUUCCUGUCAUUUGUCACUAUCUAGAUUCUCCUCCAAAUUCGAAUAUCGAUCGGACUUUUAACGGGGUCCUCGUUCGUUAUAAAUAAUGAAAAUUCCAAUGCGUUAUUGCACAAAAAUGUCCACAUGACGAACUUCUUGUUCAACAAUUUAUUACGGGUAUUUUGGCAACAAUAAAAGGUGUUUCUAUUGAACAAUGUCUCAUCACUUGAACAGUAGUCAAACAUGGUCAUCUGUGAUUGUUCUGAUUUGUUUGUGCCUCGCAUUUUUAUUUUUGCUCUGCAAAUGGUGCUUCAAAGCGAGGAAACGAAAUAGUAAGUACACUAUUGCACCAUUUAUUUGUUAUUAUUAUUUUAACAGGAAAUGCAAAAAAUAGAGUAAAAAUAUAGACAUUUGUCCAAUUGACAGCUCAGUUAAAGUACCUGUGAAGUACCUAGGGAAUUUGAUUUAUGAUAUCAUAUUUUUAGUUUCUUGUUUUAAUCGAUUAGUGUUACAAAUGAGUUAAAUUUUCUUUAUUUUUGGGGUAUUUUUUCAAUUUUAUCAAAAAUUUAGGAAAUAUAUCGAGUAACACUUUACAGAGAUUAAUAGCGCACUCAAAUCAUGCCUCAUUCCCAAAUUAUCUUGAAUAAACUUAUUUCAAAACUAAUAUAAAACUUCUAGACAGUCUUAUAAAUGGUUCUGAACUUCCCUAGUCUAUCCUGAACAGUUCUAAAAGGUUCUGGAUAGUUUCUAAAUGAUUCUGGAUCGUUUCUAAAUGAUUCUAGACAGUUCUAGACGGUUCUGAACUACCCUAGUUUAUCGUAGACAGUUCCAAAUGGUUCACUUAAAAAAUGCCUGAAAUUAAUAGAAAUCCAAUCAAACCCCAGCAAUACCUAACUUAUAACGCAGGCGCUUAAUAUACGCAAUAAAAUAUUCAUACAAAAUACCGGAACCACAGUCACACUGUGGUUAUAAUGUGGUAUACUGUGUGUUAUAAUGUGGUAUAACCAUAUUAUAUUAUGCCGGAACUAUCAAAGCUUAAUACAGCUAUACAUUCACUACUGCAUUGACUCAGACCUUUAUCGCGUUAACUUCCUGCUAACAAUUACACCUGCCCUGCAAAUCGCCCCCUAUACUGAAUGAAAUGUCCGCGCUCCGCUGCUUUGCAUAACGGUUUUAACAUUUUUGAUCUUGUCGUUAUUUCAUUGAAUCGAAUCGAGGUUUCGUGACGAGCAUGGGGCAUGCGUGCAUCCAAAAAAAACAUUUCUGUUUAGUACCAUGCGAUACCGUGGUUGGAGUAUCACUAGAUUCUUUUUGGUGUCUGUUUACAUUCCAACAGGGAACUAACACGUUUCCGACUAAGGUGAGAAUGAAUUUAGUUUCGAAAUGAAGCCUUUCAGUACCUAUUGGGGCGUGUAUGUAAUCGGUGUGGGUAUCGUGGUGUUAACGUUUUGCGUUUUUUGCGAACUGUUAAGGACGAAGAAAAGAAGAAGGAGCAUGCGAAGGAGAUAUAUUCGUAAGUGAUGUUAUAGAAUUAAUUAACGCGUCGAUUAUUAUAGCUUAAUUCUUGUGUCAACUUGUUUUCGCUAUUGGUUUUAUGGGUUUAAGUACGUGACUCACGUCGGGAUUAAAUCGGUGUAUAAAAGUUGCGAAAUGUUUGAAUGCGUUGAAACGUAUCCUUUUAUCUUUUUUUUCGGAGGAUUAUUAAAAUUAUGCUUCAGUUUUUUAAGAAUUCUUCUGCGGUGAAGUAAACGUGUGGGAAUAGUUGGGUUUUCCUCGAUUGGGAACUGAAACGCUUGCUCAUGCCGUCAGAAUUGUAGAUAUUAAUAAUCGUUUGUUAAUUGUGGGUAAAAAUCAUUGAGUGGCCAGUUCACGAAGAAUAAGUAGUUUAGUUUUGUUAGAAUCAUGUUCGGGAAGGAUCCGUGGCGCGUUGAUAACGAUAGUGACGACGACGAUGGAGAUAGUUGGCACCCUAAACAUUUUUUUAACGGUGAUAAUUGGGGUAAAAACCACGAACACCAUUAUAAUCACCACGAUGAUGAUGACGACGAUGAUGAUUUUGGCGUAAACAUGAAUAUUUACUACAUCGUUAUUAUCGCCGUUGUUGUGUUUAUCCUCAUUUUUAUCGUGUUCUGUUUCUUGCCAUGUACGCGGAGGAAAUUUCAGAAGAUGUGCAAGAAAAAGAACGGACCCACUGUACAAACAACAAUAACCCAACACCAUGCGCCCAGUCCACAGGUGAUACCGCCCUAUCCGAUAGAUGCCCGACAUCCCACGCCGGCGCCCCACGCCCCGAUGACCGGAUUUAAUACGCAUCAACCGCCCUAUCCGACGCACACCCCCAACAUGCCUUUCCCCCAAGGUCAAGGGUCUUAUCCCGUGACGGGGCAGACGCCCUACCCUCCGGCUCCCUACCAAUCGAACGACUACAGUGCCAAUCCGCCGCCAUACGAUGUGGCCGUCGCCCAACCGCCUAUCCAGCCACCGCCCGCCAAGGACGGUUACGGCAAACAGGCCCCGUACAAUCCUUCGUACAACUAGAACUCGAACUGUUAUUCGAUUUUUUUUUAUUAUAUUUUUUGUGUUCUUAUAUCGAUGUACGGGAAACACGGCGUUUAAUAUUAUUGAAGAGGAUGUUUUGUAUGUAGAAAUACCGGAAGUAUAAAUGAAGAUUUUGUAGAUUUCUUAGAUAGGUUAGCAAAGUACCCAGCUAGAUGGAAGAUUAUUGUUAAAUUGCAUCUAUUUUGGUACAAUGAAUUCGUGUAAUCGGGACCAUUUCAGGUAGAAAGUAACCGGUGGGUUAAUAACUGGUUAACCCUCCUCUACUCAUACCUACUUUUACCCUUCUCUACCUCAACCUACCUCAUUCUAGCCUCAUCUACCACUCCUUACCUCAUUCUACAUUCUUUUACUUCUACUUUCCUCCCAACCUUCUAGUCUCCUCUACCCCUCUCUACAUCUUCCUAUCCAUCCCUACUAUCUUCUACUCUAUCCAUGAAAUCUCUAAAGUCUUCGCUUGCAUUUCUGGUAGUUCUUCUAUAUAGUUAUAUAAAUAUUGUUCGUAUUGUUAUGUGUAAGAGAAAUUACGCGAAAUGGCGCCUUCGACGGCUGUGCGAGCUUCAAUAAUGUUAAAUAUUCUUAAAUGUUUAGAUACUAUUUUGAUCGAUGAGGUGGUUGAUUUUUGAGAAUUCGGCUCGAAAGGGCGCGAAGGUAUUGAAUGAUCGCCUUGUCGAGAUCGUUUUUGAUACUCGUUUUAAUGUUGUUUAGUCGAUGAUACGCAUUUAAACAAAUAAUAAAUUGUAUUUUUAUAAUAAACAGUUCGUAUUAGAGUGGAAACGAAGCCAAAUUUGCAAACUAAUCAUCCGUAAACGGACAGUUUUAUGUAAUUAACUCGGCAAUAAUAAAUCUUAAACCUUCUGUAAUCAAGGUAAUCCGUGCGAUAUUGGCUCUUAACCGUGAAGAACACUUAAAAUGGAUAUUUUCUAUGUUUUUUUUUGGUGUUCUGUGUAAACCCGAACAAUAAUUUAUUUUUUAAUGCGCAACAGAUAAUACCUCAUGAAAUUCAAUUUCCUGGCGUGGUAAUCCCAAUCCAUCAUGUCGGGUAAAUUUGUACAUCUUAACUUAAGAAUCUUAUCGCAAAUAUCUCUGAAUAUUAGCGGAAACGAUUUGAUAGAUGAUUUUAUAGAUCGGAUGCGCAUUGAAUGAAUAUUAAAUAUCGAAUGGUUUUGGUUUUAAAAAUCGUCGCUUUUGAAACAAUUUCAUUUGGAAUUACACGUUGGUAACAUUCCCUUUUGUAAGUGUAACAUUCCUCUAAUAAAUCGAUAGGAAAUGGAAUGUUUUUUUAUUGAAAGAAAUUUCGUACUUAUUUCUGAUAAAAAGCGGCGAUUUUAAAUUUUCUUACAAAUUCAUUAUUUAUGUUAUGCUUCUUCAAUGUGAUAAAAUAUGCUUAAGAAUACCUACGUUAAGUGUACAUAAACCAGUUUUUAAUUAUGAUAAUAAGGUUCAAAUUGUUUUGCUAAUUACUACUUAAAAAAGAUAUAUUUUAUAUGUAUGUAAGACUGUAUUGUAAAGGAUAUGAAUAAAAUUGUCAACCAA